This is a messenger RNA of Penaeus monodon (black tiger shrimp), 1811 nucleotides long. It is a transcript of the gene lin-52, whose product is annotated as protein lin-52 homolog. The coding region runs from base 62 to 403 and encodes 113 amino acids. NCBI's taxonomy places the organism in Eukaryota, Metazoa, Arthropoda, Malacostraca, Decapoda, Penaeidae. The record is from RefSeq and is a predicted model, not a curated record. The transcript has 4 exons. Gene Ontology annotation, biological process: regulation of DNA-templated transcription. Gene Ontology annotation, cellular component: DRM complex.
GACAUGGACCCGAUGACGUCAUCCUCGCGUGACGUCAUCGCCGCUCAGGAAGUAAACAAACAUGGCGUCAGAAGGAGGGAAGUUUCAAGCUCAAGAGAUGGAGCCGUCUUUGCUGAGCAUGGAGAAACUGGACCGUUCCAGCCCAGAUCUUUGGCCAGAGCAGAUUCCAGGAGUGUAUGACUUUGCGCCUCUCGUGUCGCCCCAGCUGAGCCCAAACCCAGAGAAUCUCGACCUUGAAGAGCAGGACUACAAUCUCUUGUACCAGUUCCGGUUACUGACAGCUCUAGAAAUCAUCGAAGAAGUAAAGAAACUUCAAAAUGUGGCUUACCAGCUUGGCUUAGAGGAGGCAAAGGAAAUGACUCGUGGAAAAUACCUUCACAUUCUCAGCAGGAAAGAGAAAUGACGUGGAACCAAGAGGAACCAGGAGGUCUUGGGAUAUCAGCAAAUUGUUGAUGAAAUUAGCAAAAAAAGCAAGAAGGUAAUGACUGAGUACAAGAAGGACAUAAGAUAGAAGUUUUCAUUUUUACAGUGGUUUGUGAUAUGAUGUUGAAUCACCUCACCCCUUUGCAAUCUGUGAAUUCCUGUAUCAGGAAUAAAAGGGGUAAUGUUACUAAAUUUUCUAUAGCUUUGCAUAUUUUCUGUAGCCUUUCUUCCAAUGAUAGUUGGUUACUAAUAGAGUGUAGUAGUUUUCAUGUAGGUUUCUCUUAUGCAUUUUGGUGUCAUAUCUAGUAAAUUAUUUUGGGUGGAAAAAAUCAAACCCUUUACAGAUUUUAUUGAUUUUCUAAAUUAGGUCAAAAUAUUGUAGACUAGGACAGAGUAAAUUUGAUAUACGGAUAUAGAUUUGAUUUUUUUAAAAGCUAAUAUAUUCAUUUAAAAUCUAUUCAUUUCAAUCUGUGCUCUAUCAAAAAGUAAUAACAAGUGAUAGAGAAAAUGGUCAUCAUUAAAAAUAUUUAUAGUUACAGUUGUUAAAGCAGUCAGUCAUGCAAAACAAUCACACUUCAUCGUAGAAAGUCAGUUUGAUAAGUGUGGCUUGGUAAUUCCUGGUUGCAUCUCUGUCUGUAGAGAAAAUCACUUUAAAUAUUUUGAUGCAAUCUACUGAUUUUUAUCUGUAAGGUAUUCAGAAAUCGGUAUUUAUGUUUUAUAUAUAUAUGUAGAACCUUUAUGGAAAGUGUAAUACAAUUUACAUUAUCUGUUACAAGUAAAUCACAGCUCAGUAAAACACCUCGAUAGUUACGUUGUUUUGAAUUUGUAUUUGCUAGACUUGUCUUGCAAAAGUAUGUUGUAUAAAGUGUUCAAACAUAAUUGGAUAUUCAAACAGAUAUUCAUAUUGUUUAUAUUAAUAUAUUUCUUUCUUUUUUAUCUUUGCUUUUAGUCAUAGUACUUAUUGUAAUAAUUUAUCUCUUCAUUCUCUUUUUCUAUUGGCAGUACUUAUAGAGUAAAAGUCUCUUUAUUAUCGUUUUACUUUUUUGUUCAUUUGCCACAUGCCAGAUAGUCAUAAGUCUAAGCACUUGCAUUAACUCAUGUCCUUCCCAGUCUAAGAAGUAACAGGUACCAAUAAAAGUCACUUUUAUUAAAGCUGUUUACUAUCCAUACAAUGUGCAGUUGUAAGGAUGAAAAUGUAUAUCACAUUUCUACAUAUUUUUAAAUGAUACAUAGUAUUUACACAAAGAUGACAAGAGUAGUACUGAUCUUAGAGAUUUUAUCAACAGCAAGUGUAAAUAUUAGUUUGCUGGCUCAUGAGGCAUAGGUAUUUACAUGGUACAAAUUAUGAAGACAAGCAAAUAUACUAUUGAAAUAAAUAUGUAAGUUUA